GACGAAACUUGAUAUACAAUUUGGCUUGACACGAGACAUAGCUACGAUUUUGUCGUGGUGGUUUUAUUACUUUCAUUUUGCACUUUUAUACAUGAGUCACGAUGAAUCAACAAUUCUUCAUAAUCUAACAAGCGUGACGGCGUAUUUCAAAUAACUACGCAAACUGCUUCCUUCGUCGCACUUUUUAACAAUAUGCCUUGGAGCGAGGCUCAAAGAAAUCUGUUCGCAGUGGAGAAGACUCUCCUAGAUCAUUACCUUCCCGGCAAUGUGAAAUGGAUUGAUCCAACGGGCGAUACGAACUGGAAGUUACGCUGAAAACAAACAACGACAACGAAUACACUCUCAGGAUUUACAUCGGCGAUUUUCCAAAUUCAGUCCCGGAUAUGGUGGUUGUUUCUUCACCCAAUCCGAUGCCUGAUUGGAACGGGAGUAAUCAUACUUUAUCAAAACGUGAUGGUUAUGUGAGAACAUGCCACUAUCACCCCAGCCAAUGGACGAAUCGUUCUUCGCUGUAUGAAGUCAUUAUGAAAGGAAGAGUUUGGCUCGAAGCCUACAAAGGUCAUUUGAGAACAGAGGGACCUAUGGACUAUUUCAUUGUCGAUAUUUGGAUGAAGUUUUAAUGAUGGAGAACUCGGAAGCUAUAACUGCAAGGAGAUCACCAUUUAGUUAUGACUAUAGUACAACAAACUUUCGAGUUUCGACCUUCCACAGUUCCACCAAAAAAGUGAUGUCUUUGUCAUGGGUACAUUUUAACGACUGAUGGCAGAUAAAUUCCGAGUAAUAACUUCACGGAUUCCAAGAAUAACUGAGGUUCAAAACGUAUGCAAAUUUAUUAAAGUGAAACUAAACAAAAACAAGACGAUUUUGUUCAUAUAAAUAUAGUAACGGAAUAAAUAUCUAGUGUAUUAUAGAAUAAAGUUAGGGUUUGUAAGGCAGGUUCACAAGGAACAUGAAGUUAGUUCAAUUUCUCAUUGCCGGCAUUAACAUUGUCGUCUUUAUAAACAAAUACAAGUCACAACUCAAUUAUUUACGAGAAAAUGUAUGCAUUAGCUAGCAGCCAUAACAACAGCCAACAGCUAGUCUGUUUAUGGACUAUUCCGUGCCUUCUUCACGCCAGGAUUAUUUCAUUCGUUCAUUCCGUUGCAUAAACCAUGUCUAUUAAAACUGAAACAACUUGGUUGUAAUUUAAUCUCUAAUAUACAUGCACAACUAAAAUGGCGUAUGGACCUCACGGUGACAUUAAAGCUAUUCCAGUUGUUGGUGAAGAAAGCGAACACAUGAUGAUGUUUUUUAACAUCGCUAAAGGAAAGUUUGAUUUUCUUCCUGCAGAAACUAAGAUGGUUUUUGAAACUGAAACUGGAGAGCUGUUUACCGUCCGCGAUUCAGGAAAUAAAAAUAUUCAUCUCAGCAACGACGAGAAGCUCCUUCACGAACCGAAUACACGGACAGAUAAACUAGAAAAGCCGGGUAAAAAUAUAGAGGAAUAUUUUGAUAUUUACGACAGCGUUGAAGAAGAGGUUGAAGAGGUUCUUCGCCUACCAAAGCCAAAGGCAAAUACGAGAACAGCUGGAAUUGAGAAACUAGAAGAAAAUAUGAAAGAGUGUGUAGCAGCUGUUCACGACAACGAUGAGGAAAUACCUCGCGUACCGAAUACAAGAGCAGGUGAACUUCAGAAACCGAAGGAAGAUAUAAAAGAUUGUGCAGGCAUUGACAGCAAAAACGACAACAACAAAUGUACGAGUGAGAGCAACACAAAGACGUGUCUUGGUUCCUGCUUCAGGAGAGAAGAAAAUGUUGAUAACCAGAUUUAUCUGGGCAUGGCAGAAAAUGGAUUUUAUUUUUACUACUCAUGACUGAGUUUAUGCGAGGAAUGACCUCGUCAACAUUAUCAGAGUCUUUUAACUUUAACAAUGCUGUUAUGUUAUAUGUAUAUGUUAUUAUGGAAUUAAUGUAGACUGAUUUGUUGCAUGUGUAUAAAUGUAUGCAUACAUAGUUUUACUUUGAUUUAUUGUACAGUUUAUGAAGUCUCUGUAAAUAAGAAUCUGUAUAAUGAAAGAUGACUGGUCAGUGGUCAAUCAUACUAACUCGCGCAAGACUCGUUUCCAAGACCUCGUCUCUCAAAUCAAGUCACAUCGCUGUCAGUGGUAGCUCAUAACGACAAAGGAAGGCAAACGUGGUACGCAAGUAACGCAACGCAACACAACACAACACAAUUGAACUAAAAUGAGUGACAAUCGUGCGGAUGCUGAAAAAGUUCAAGAUGUGCUUCAUGACAGAGCUGUGUUCAAUGAACGAGAAUUGAAAUGGGCAAGUGGAUCAAUUCAGACAUUGAAAUUCGAUCAACAAACUGGAAAAUUAAUUGUAAUUUCGACAUCGAAUUCUGACGAUACCGUCGGAAUACCUGUAGCCAGGUCUGGCUUCUUUUCCAGAUUAAUCAUCGCCGAUGAUAUCAAUAGCUAGUGGAGAGUUGGAACGUGAAAAGGAAAAUUGACGAUCUUAUUUCUAUUUGAAUAUUCAUAUGAACGGGAUUUCACGUUUGGACUGUACGGGCACUAUAUAUACUGACAUAUUAUAACGUGUAUUUCACCAUUUCAGCAUCAUUUACUUCGGGAUUGAUUUUAUUUAGCUAUAAAUCAACUGUGGUUUAAUAAUUGUGGACAUAUGUAUUUAAUUAAUUGAGAUAUAAAUGUUGCAUACGUUACAUAUCUUCCUGCCAGAAAAAAAUUAUUUUUGAAGUCUGGAUUUCGUGGUCUUCCUAUAAUUAUUUUAUGUAUAAAUAUUUCUCUGAACAAAUAAAAAACAAUAUAUUAUAGAUAGUGGUAUGACGAAACUUGAUAUACAAUUUGGCUUGACACGAGACAUAGCUACGAUUUUGUCGUGGUGGUUUUAUUACUUUCAUUUUGCACUUUUAUACAUGAGUCACGAUGAAUCAACAAUUCUUCAUAAUCUAACAAGCGUGACGGCGUAUUUCAAAUAACUACGCAAACUGCUUCCUUCGUCGCACUUUUCAACAAUAUGCCUCGGAGCGAAGCUCAAAGAAAUCGGUUGGCAGCGGAGAAGACUCUCCUAGAUCAUUACCUUCCCGGCAAUGUGAAAUGGAUUGAUCCAACGGGCGAUACGAAACUGGAAGUGACGUUGAAAACAAACAACGACAACGAAUACACUCUCAGGAUUUACAUCGGCGAUUUUCCAAAUUCAGUCCCGGAUAUGGUCGUUGUUUCUUCACCCAAUCCGAUGCCUGAUUGGAACGGGAGUAAUCAUACUUUAUCAAAACGUGAUGGUUAUGUGAGGAUAUGCCACUAUCACCCCAGCCAAUGGACAAAUCGUUCUUCGCUGUGCGAAGUCAUUAUGAAAGGAAGAGUCUGGCUUGAAGCCUACGAAGGUCAUUUGAGAACAGAGGAGUCUAUGGACUAUUUCCUUCCUGAGAUGGAGGGUCGUGGACUUGGUUGUCAGUGUAUGUGAUGUAAGACGGACAUAAAUAAACAAAAUUUGGACUUAACGUGUAAAUAAAUGUCAAAUUUUUAUAGCCAUGCAUAUAGGCUUAUAGCGUUUACCAAUGUAUACGAUAUAUUCAUUUUUAUAUAUAAAUGAAUCUGUUGGGCGUUUUAGUUUCUGUUAUAAUGAUAAUACUAAUUCAAAACCGUAAUCAUAUCUAUAGACGCAAGAACAAACUAUCUUGCGCGUAUAUACGAUAUGUGACUUGUGGCAACAUUCCGCAAGUUCCUAUUCAGUGGAAAAAAGCUAUUUGAGUAUAAGAUGGAAAAUUAUAACUUUCAACAAUGAUGAAGACUCUAUAAAAUUGAAAAUAGUUUCAUUUUAACUGACAAAGAAGCUCCCUACUGGCUAAUGCAAUUGUGGAAUCCUGCUUAAACCUGCAGUUUCAAAAUCAUUUGAAGAAAAGAAUCAUAGCUGCAUAGCUUCGGUUAUGAGGUUAGGAGGGAAGACAAGGUUGAAAUCACAGCAGGCAGGAACGAAUUUGUCUAUUGAAACUUAACGAGAGCGAAAUUUACAUGAUCUUAACUAUAUAUAGCUUGUUAUAACUUAACUAUAUAUAACUAUAUAUAGCAAAAUAGUUGUUAUGGGCUAAUAGUUGCUAUGCAGGCUAUACGCCAUGGCCACUGAUGUAUUUCUGAGAAAAAGCCAUAAACAAACAUGCAAAUUCGACACGUAGCAACGCACCUAAACUGAAACCAACUAGGGAAAGAGCGCGUUAUUGAACUCUCGUAUCAAAAACAAUUAAGAUAUGCCUUGGAGUGAAGCCCAGAGGAAGCAGUUAGCUGCUGAAAAGACCGCAUUGGAUCUUUCUUUCCCGGCAGUGUGAAAUGGAUCGAUCCAACUGGCGAUACGAAAGUAGAACUAAAAGUCUAAAACUGAAAGGAAUUGCAGACUAUAGUAUUAUACACAGCUUUUCCUCAUCAUAAUUAUGAUUUUUUAUUUAGUUUGUCAAACUACAGCUAUAGAAACAGCUAUAAUACUAGCGUUGAUUCCCUAAACAAACAUAUAAUAGAUGUCUAUAGUUAAAGGGUUAUAUCGCUUGGUUUGUGGCUGUUUAACGGGAAUUGUGAGGCGGAAAAACACUUUGCAUGGUGUGUCUUUGGCUCUGCACAGCAGGGGUAAUUUAAGUUUCCAAGUAUUCGUUUUCCUGCAAUCGAAACAGAAACGAAUAAGCAGGUCUGCCGCGGAUACGAACAGCUUGAAUAACGCAGCC
This is a messenger RNA of Dendronephthya gigantea, 4708 nucleotides long. RefSeq lists its product as uncharacterized. The transcript is spliced from 2 exons. The record is from RefSeq and is a predicted model, not a curated record. Lineage: Eukaryota; Metazoa; Cnidaria; Anthozoa; Malacalcyonacea; Nephtheidae. Bases 1215 to 1853 code for a protein of 212 amino acids.